This is a messenger RNA of Owenia fusiformis, 793 nucleotides long. NCBI's taxonomy places the organism in Eukaryota, Metazoa, Annelida, Polychaeta, Sabellida, Oweniidae. The record is from the annotation of a GenBank genome assembly.
UUAACAGAUGCUAUCACCUGAUAGCUGGCACAAACACUAUGAAGGUCCCUAUCUCAGAGCUAGGAAUCAACCAAUAAUUCAAUAAGCCAGAUAGAUGUAUGUACAAACCGACAGAUGUUCGAGAGCACAGGGGAAAUAUCAACGCUUGGUUUUACGUGCCUUCGUGAGGAGGCUCUAUACUAUAUGGAUGUUAUGAACUGUUCGUGGGAUAUUCAUGUUCAGGAAGGAAAGGUGAUUGAAUUGGUCUUCAAUGAAGUACACACUGACUUCGGUUGUAUCUAUGACUACGUGAAAAUAAUAGAUGAAACAGGGAGAAUUGAUGACCAACCACUAUGUGAUGAUUUCGGAGCAUCCUUUCCUCGUGCUGUUAAAUCUCUUGGACCCUGGCUACGUGUCGAGCUCAGUAUCAUUGAUAACAAUGCGACAGUGUUUUUGGCAACAUACAGAGCAGUUGAUGAAAGAGUUGAGUGUGAUGCAUUGCCUAAAGGUAACGUAUCGAUUGAAGAUAAGAGAACCAUCACCACCAUGCCUAAUGACAAAACAACUCCUACUAUCAAAACUGGUGAUACAACUACUUUAACUACCAUGGUUGGUGAUACAAAAACUUCAACUACGACGGCAUUUGACACAACUUUAACUACAAAUCCUGGUGAUCAAAAUACGAUAGGUUCCGGAAGCGGGAGAACGACUAAUGGCAUGAAAAUGGAUUACGUUAAAGUCUUUAGUAUUACCUUCAUUCAUUAUUUGAUCGAACAUGUGUGCAUUCGCCAAAUAAACUAGUUGUUAAUACCUG